GCGGCCGCUCGCCCACGCUUCUUCCGGCUUCCCCAGCCUCGCGGCGGAUUCGUCGCGAUCGGCCCGCGGGACCGGCCUCGCAGGCUCGAAAAAUUCAGCAGCAGCUCUGCCAGCGCGCGGGGAGCUCGUGCUCCGCGCUCUCAGUCUCUAGUCCGCGAACCGCUUGCGGAACUGGGCCUCGGCGACCGUGGCGAAUCGGCGCGGCGCGGCAGCGGCGGGGCGGGCCUUGAGCACACCCUGGAGACUCCGAGAUCGAGCGGGUGCGCGCUUCCCCGAGACACCCUCCCGCCCCGGAGGCCCGUGCGCUCCCCGAGACCCGGGCCCACCCUGAGACCCCCCCCCCCGUCCGUCCCCAGGCCCGUGCGCGCCCCGACACCCCGUCUACCCUUAAGACCCUCGCCCACCCCGAGAUCCCCUCCCGCCCCGGAGACCCAUGCGCUCCCCGAGACUGCCCCCCCCCCCGCUUCGGGGACCCCUGCUCGCCGCGCCGUGACUUGGGCGCCGUGACGUGGGCUCCCGGCACAGCUGUGAAGGGGGGUGUGGUACUGGCGGGUCGCUGGCGUGUUAGCUGGCCACCGGAGCCCGCUUAGACCCGGCUGGGUGAGGAGGCCCUAGGCUCUUGGGGACCCUCCCUGGUCCCCUGAGGCAGGCUCAUCUAGGGCUGGGUCACCUGUGAUGGAUAGGUGCCUGCGUAAUGGCACUCAAUGCUGCAGGGGCUCCUGACCCGAAAUACUACCUACAGAUGGGCUGGUUUCUGGGAAAGAAGGCGGUUUGGCAGACGGACAGUCUGUUAGACGGACGGUCAGGCAGUUAGAAAUGCUGCAACGCAGGUAGCCCAGGAUCUCAAGCUCAGCACUGUUAGCAUUUGGGUUUGGAUCACCCUCUGUCGUGGGUGUUGUCCUGCACACGUGGGCUGUGAAACCAGCAUCCCCGGCGUCUGCCACCCGCUCACGAGAUGCCAACAGCACCCCCACUUGUGGCCCUGGGGCACAGUGACCCUACUGUAGAGGGCAUCAUGGAGGCCCCAGCUAUGAAACAGACUCUUGGAUGGACCCAGCGCUCUCUGCAGUCCGGCUGACCGUGCGGGAAGCGAUUCACACCCUUUCCUCUUGCGAGGAUGGCGGCCGCGUCCUCUCCACCUUGGGGUCCCUGAGGCGGUAUCUCAGCGGAGCGGAGAACCCAGCCCUUCCCGGGGAGCAGGAGGAGUUCGCCAGGGUGCACUUUUCCGCCCUCCUCAGGUGUCUAGUGGGCAGGCUGAGCCCAGGCUGGCUGGGGCUUCUGCCCGACGGCCAGGUGGAGGAGCUGUGGGCCAGCUUCUUCCUGGAGGGCCCGGCUGACCAGGCCUUCCUGGUGCUGAUGGAGUCCAUCGAGGGUGCCGCCGGCCCGAGUUCCCGUCUGAUGAAGGUGGCACAGCUGCUGGCCAGGUUCCUGAGCGCGGGCAGGAUGGCCGCUGUGAUGGAGGGCCAGUGUCGCCAGGUGACGGAGCCGGCCUCCCCGCUGCUCCAGGAGACGCUCCUCGCCAAGGUGGUGGGCUUGCCCGACUGCCUGGGCAACCGUCUGCAGCGGGAGAACCUGGACGCGUUCCUCCCCCAGAAUUACUUCCCUCUGCUCGGCGAGGAGAUGAUGCGGGCGCUGCAGGCGGUGGUGGACUCCCUCCGAGGUGGCUGGGACUGCUCCGUCUCCUUCCUGUCGCAGGUGCUCGGGAAAGCCUGUGUCCGCGGGAGGCAGAAGGAGAUGCUGGGCGUGCUGGUGCCGCGGCUGACGGCGCUCACCCAGGGCAGCUGCCUCUGGCAGCGGGUCUGCUGGCGCCUGGUGGAGCGUGUGCCCGACCGGGCCAUGGAGGCGCUGCUGACGGGACUGGUGGAGGUCGCCGCGGGGCCUGAAGUCCUCUCACGGCUGCUGGGGAACCUGGUGAUGAAAAAUAAGAAGGCCCAGUUCGUGAUGACCCGGAAACUUCUGUUCCUACAGUACCAGUACUCGACGCCCAUGCUGCAGAGCCUGCUGGGGUACCUGGCCACAGACAGCCAACGGCGCCCGCUCCUCGUACAGGCACUGAAGGGGCUCCUGGAGACGUGGGGCAGCUGCAGUGCCGUCCGCCACGCGCCUCUGGCACAGCAGCGCUACAUUAGCAAGGCCGUCCUCAUCUGCUUGGCGCUCCUGGGUGAGGCGGAGCUCCAGGACAGCCGAGACGAGCUGCUGACUAGCCUGAUGGCGGGGGUGAAGAGUCGCCUGGACAGCAGCCUGCCCGUUGUGCGCCGUCUGGGCAUGAUCGUGGCCGAGGUGGCCAGCACCCGGCUCCACCCUGAGGGGCCACCCCUAAAGUUCCAGUAUGAGGAAGAUGAGCUGAGCCGUGAGAUGCUGGCCCUGGCAGCCCCCUGGCCUGCGGCCGACAGCCCUUUGGAGGCGAGCCCUGUCGUCACUCCAGAGGCUGCAGAGACCCCCGGCAGAGGGAGCGUGGACGGUGGCGUCCCCCAGGCCCUGCCGGAAGGCUCAGGAUCUGACCUGGACAGUGACGAUGAGCUUGUCCCCUAUGACAUGUCGGGGGACCAAGAGCUAAAGAGGAGCAAGGCGCCCACCUACGUUCGGGACUGCGUGGAAGCCCUGACCUCGUCCGAGGAUUGGGAGCGCUGGGAGGCGGCCCUGCGGGCCCUCGAGGCGUUGGUCAUCAGGAACCCGGCGGCUGCACGCGAGGUGAGUGUGGAGCUGGCCAAGGUGCUGCUGCACCUGGAGGAGAAGACGAGCGUGGAGGGCUUUGAGGGGCUGCGCCAGAGAGCCCUUGUGGCCGUCGUGGUCACAGACCCGGCCCCGGUAGCAGAGUACCUGACCUCGCAAUUCUACGCCCUCAACUUCAGCCUCCGACAGCGCAUGGACAUUCUGGAUGUCCUGACUCUGGCCGCCCAGGAGCUGUCUCGGCCUGGCCGCGCGCCCAAGGACCCCCAGUGCGACCCCCAGGGCCCCGCCCCCCCGCCCGGCAGCGCCGUGGCUCCUGCCUGGCGCGCGGUCGUGGAGGAGCGGAUCAGAAACAAGACCCGGCGGUUCUCGCAGGGCUCUGCCAGGCGGGGACGGGACGCUGGUGCCAACCAGUUCAGCUUGGUGGCUGGCUACUUCUUCUUCCCCCUCAUUCAGCACUUUGACAGACCGCUGGUGACCUUUGACCUUUUGGGAGAAGACCAGCUGGUUCUCGGGAGAUUGGCCCACACCUUGGGGGCCCUGAUGUACCUGGCUGUGAACACCACGGUGGCUGUGACCAUGGGCAAGGCCCUCCUGGAGUUCGUGUGGACCCUUCGCUUCCACAGCGACGCCUACGUGCGCCGGGGCCUGCUGUCCGCGGUCUCCUCCGUCCUCCUCAGUGUUCCGGCCGAGCGACUGCUGGCAGACCUGCCAGACGAGCUGCUGGAAACCCGAUCCUGGCUGGCGGAUGUGGCUGACCGGGACGCAGACGAGGACUGCAGGAUGCUGGCUGUGAAAGCCCUGCUGCUUCUGGAGAAACUCAGAGACCGACUGCUCCCCCUCGCUUCUCCUUAGUCCUCACUGGAGAGGGAGGCCCGCCCCGCCAGCAGCCUGCGGGAGGGCCUCUGGCCCUGCGUCCACAGACAGGGCCACCUGAACAUGGCAGGAGGGGGGGGGGGGGUCCCGAGGAGGGAGGGAGCCGCUGGGGCCCCUAUGGGCUGAUUCUCAGCCUGUCCCCAAGCCCGUUCCUCACCUGAACGCAGACUUUAAAAAGCAACAAAGUGGAAGAAUAAAAAGGAGCCAGAGGUGUUCAAACCCA
Messenger RNA from Leopardus geoffroyi (Geoffroy's cat), 3769 nucleotides. RefSeq names its product telomere maintenance 2 (gene TELO2). Gene Ontology annotation, molecular function: Hsp90 protein binding; telomeric repeat DNA binding. The record is from RefSeq and is a predicted model, not a curated record. NCBI's taxonomy places the organism in Eukaryota, Metazoa, Chordata, Mammalia, Carnivora, Felidae. The coding region runs from base 1048 to 3525 and encodes 825 amino acids. Gene Ontology annotation, cellular component: cytosol. Gene Ontology annotation, biological process: protein stabilization; telomere maintenance via telomerase. The transcript is spliced from 21 exons.